Sander lucioperca (pikeperch) is the source of this 677-nucleotide messenger RNA. RefSeq lists its product as uncharacterized. Lineage: Eukaryota; Metazoa; Chordata; Actinopteri; Perciformes; Percidae. The transcript is spliced from 3 exons. The record is from RefSeq and is a predicted model, not a curated record. Gene Ontology annotation, molecular function: 2 iron, 2 sulfur cluster binding. Gene Ontology annotation, biological process: intracellular iron ion homeostasis. Gene Ontology annotation, cellular component: nucleus; cytosol. The coding region runs from base 215 to 475 and encodes 86 amino acids.
AUAAAAUUCUAAAUCAAAACUUAAUUUUAAAACUGUGCUGCAACCAGUUUUUAAGAGAUAUAGACAUUUAAAUAAAACCUACGUAAAUAAAACCAUAGUACUUCCGGUGUCAGCAUGUCUAACCCCUCUGAUAGACUCAAUUAGAUAGCUAUACACAUUUAGCCCCACUGCAACUGAUAUACUAACGUUACAGUAUACGUUUGUUCACGCAGACAUGGCUAUUACAGCUGAUCACAUCAGGGAUAAACUUAUAAAGGAGCUCGCGGCAGUGUACGUGGAUGUGGAGGAUACAUCACCCAACCGAUGUGCUGCCAGCUACAAAGUCCUGGUGGUGUCAUCCCAGUUUGAGGGCAAACCACUGUUACAGAGACACAGGAUGGUGAAUACGUGCCUAGCCGAGGAGCUGAAAGAGAUCCACGCUUUUGAACAGAAGACCCUCACACCAGAACAGUGGGAGAAACAGAAAUCACAAUGACACACACACACACACACACACACACACACACACACACACACACACACACGUUAUAUCACACUCACACCAGUUUCAAAUUUCUACUAUAAAACAGGCCUUAUGCUCUGAUAUGUAGAAAGAAUACAAGUGCUCUCUGUAAAUCAGCAGUAUUGAUAUGAAGCAAUGGAAUGUUCUGGUGGCAAUAAAACACUUUGAUGAUGUA